UGUCGAUGCAAGGUGGAGAAGAACGAGAGGAAGGAAGAGGAGGGUAGCUCACGCGGAGCGGACUGACAUUCGAGGCAUUCGGUUUCGGACAUUGGUCCAGGACAGUUGUGCUAGAUGUCAAUAAAGACAUAACAGAUUGGCGCAGUCGACUACAAUGAACCUGCAUCCCCCACCAGUAUUUCUGCCUUCCCCUGGCAAACCGGCCAUUCCCUGGGAGGAGUGGAUACAACUCUUCACGACUUACAUGGAAGCCUGCGGUGGAACGGGAUAUGCAUCUACACGUAAGAAGUGCAUUUUACUGAACUGUCUUGGAGUGGAGGGACAACGGGUAUUCCGUACUUUACCUGCUACGGCAGUUUCCUCGACCGUCGAUGAGACGGAAGACGUGUAUGCUGCCGCGGUGCAGAGCCUACAACGCUUCUACUUGCCAGCCCUAAAUCGAACGGUCGAACGAUACCGGUUUCGUGCAAGAGCGCAACAUCCAGGUGAAUCGAUUGAUGAGUUUAUUACGGCGCUGCGAACCCUUAGUGCAAACUGCAAGUUCGAGGCCAUGGCUGAAGACAUGAUUUGUGACCAGUUGGUGGAAAAGACAUCGAGUCAGGCUGUCAGGGAUCGCCUUCUACUAGAACCCGACCUGACCUUGGACACUGCUCUGGCAAUUGCAAAGCAAGUGGAGCAAGCGCAAACAGAAUCAGCUCUCCUGGCUACUCAGCAACACCACGCUACCGUCUCAGCUGUAGCUCGCCAUGAGAAGAAAACGUCGAAUGCAUGCUAUAGAUGUGGGUCGACGAAGCACUUGGCAAACAGUCCCAGUUGUCCUGCUAGGAACAAAACUUGCCGGUCAUGUAAGAGAAAAGGACACUUUGAGUCAGUGUGCCGACAGAAGUCCUCGGUACAAGCAACCUCGGUCAAGGAGGUGGACGUAGACGUCUAUACAACAUCGACGUCCACCACAAAGCCAAUUUUCUGUGAAAUACAAGCUGCGGGCGUGCCCUUACGUCUCCUGGUCGACACAGGCUCAGCGGUCUCCCUUUUACCUUCUAACGUCUACCAUGAGAAGUUUUCUCAUCGGCCUCUUCACAAGUCAGGAGUCGUACUUAGAGACUACUCUAAAGCAAUCAUCUCCACGGAAGGGAUAUUCUCUGCUACAGUAUGUUUCGGCGACAGGACUGCCACUUGUACAUUUCAUGUGGUGCGCAAAGGAGCUGCCAUUGCUGGCAUGGAUAUGUUGCGCGCCUUGGACAUCGCCAUUGUACCUGCUCAGCAGCUUUGCCGGGAAGUGUCGGCGACACCCGCAGCGCAGGUACCUCCGUGCCUGGCGAAAUACCCUACUCUUUUCUCCGAGGAACUGGGACUGGCGAAGGGUUACAGACACAAAGUAACGAUGAGGACAUCGGUCGAACCAGUACAGCAAAAACUUCGCCGCCUUCCGUUGGAGGUUCGUCAAAAAGUCUCGGAGGAACUGCAGAAGCUGGAGCGGUCGGACAUUAUAGAGCGCAUAGAUGCCUCUGAAUGGGUGUCCCCAAUUGUAGCUGUCUGGAAGAAGCAGGGUGUCGGAGCGAACCGAAAACCGGAACCGAAAACCGAAAACAACCGCUAUUUUGGUGCGAACCGGAACGGAAUCGAAACCGUAUACGUUUUUUUCGCUCAGGAGGGAAACCGAAAAAUAUAUUUAACGGUUUUCGGUCCAAGAAAAAACUUCGCCGGUUUGGACUACGGAUAGGCGAAUGAAACAGUCGUCGUGUGCUCUGAAGUCAUGUCAUGGAUAGUAUACGAGGGUUACGGUUACGGAGGAACGUAUGUAGGUAUACUAUGACCCUUAGGCUCCCUUUGUAAUGGUUUAUUGUUCGCGCACGCACACAGACUUUGAGGUACAUGUGACUCUCUAGCAGUGUGCCGUAGUGUUCGUUUUAAUUUGAUCCCCCCAAACUCUCAUCAACUAAACAGCGACCUAAGGGGGCUGCAUAACGGCUUCUUUAUCGGUAAUGUCGCGCAACGCGUCCCUUGUUUGAGAGCAGCUAAGUUGAAUAGACUUACGUAUACGCGAGGGCAAGCCCGUGCGAAGUGACAACUCUUUUGUGGACAGGACACGAAGAAAAAAAAAAAAAAAAAAAACGGAGCCGUCGUGCGCGUUUGUGAGUGAAGGUGUUCCUCGAUUUGCGUCGUACUCGUGCGGUGGUUCUUGCUGGCUAGACGGUAGCAACAGACAUUCGGAUGGGACCCGAUCGCUCCAACCCAGCAAGAAAGUAC
Molecule: messenger RNA, 2250 nt
Organism: Ornithodoros turicata
Lineage: Eukaryota; Metazoa; Arthropoda; Arachnida; Ixodida; Argasidae
Exons: 1
Coding region: 155-1723 (522 amino acids)
Biological process (GO): proteolysis
Molecular function (GO): aspartic-type endopeptidase activity; zinc ion binding; nucleic acid binding
Source: RefSeq, a predicted model, not a curated record